Molecule: messenger RNA, 1446 nt
Organism: Purpureocillium lilacinum
Lineage: Eukaryota; Fungi; Ascomycota; Sordariomycetes; Hypocreales; Ophiocordycipitaceae
Biological process (GO): GABA catabolic process
Molecular function (GO): succinate-semialdehyde dehydrogenase (NAD+) activity
Source: RefSeq, a predicted model, not a curated record
AUGUCCGCACCGGCAGCCAAUGGGCCUUAUACACUUCCGCUCAUCUUCAAUGGCAAAGACUACUAUACGGAGAAAACAUUCGAUGUGAUUUCUCCGAGUACUGCAAAAAUCCUAUACAGGUCCAGCGCCGUGUCCGUCGCCGACUCCAAUAAAGCUGUGGAGCUGGCCGCUGAGGCCUUGAAGUCAUGGCGCAACACAACACCAGCGCAGCGGCGCGACAUUAUGUUGAAGGCUGCAGACAACAUGGCCAGGCGCAGUGAUGAGCUUGUCAAUUUGAUGUCCACAGAUACGGGAACUACAGACGAAUGGAGCAAAAUUAAUGUCGACGCUGGAGUCGAUAUGAUCAAAGCUUGUGCUGGCCUGAUUCCUACUCUGGAAGGCACGUUUCCGACACUGAACGACCCAGACAUGAGUGGCAUAAUGAUCAAGGAGCCUUAUGGCGUGGUGUUUGCCAUUGCCCCAUGGAACUCCCCCUAUGUCCUUGGGACGCGAUCGAUUGCGUUCCCUCUUGCCGCAGGCAACACCGUCGUCUUCAAGGGCUCCGAGCUGUCACCUCGCACAAUGUGGGGUAUCGCAUCUUGCUUCCAGGAAGCAGGGCUGCCUGAUGGUGUCCUGAACUUUAUCGUACACGCGCCAGGCGAUGGCGCGGAGAUCACCAGCGCCAUUAUUUCGCACCCCGAGGUCAAGAAGAUCAACUUUACGGGUAGUACUAACGUGGGACGAGUCAUUGGUAGACUUGCGGGAGACUACACUAAGCCCGUGAUCCUUGAACUUGGCGGCAAAGCACCGGCUAUCGUCUGGGAAGAUGCUGAUAUCGAGCUGGCUGCCUUCCACUGCGCCCUGGGUGCUUUCAUGAAUUCCGGUCAGAUUUGCAUGAGCACUGAGAAGAUUAUCGUGCACAAGUCUAUCAAGAGCAAGUUUGCAAAGGCGCUUGUUGUCGCUGUUGCCAAAAGAUACCCCGGGAGCGAUGAUGCACCGGUUCUCAUCAACUCCGCGGCCGUCAAGAAGAACAAGGCGCUUGUGGAAAAUGCGCAGGGGAAGGGUGGAAAUCUACUGACCGGUAACCCAAGUGCCGAAGAGUCAACGGCCACGCGACUUCGACCAAUCGUCGUCGACAAUGUCACGACUGACAUGGACAUCUACAACCAAGAGUCCUUUGGCCCUACGGUCUCUCUCCUUGAGGUCGACACAGAAGAGGAGGCCCUCCGUCUCGCGAACGAUACUGAGUAUGGUCUCAGCUCCUCGGUGUAUACCGAGAAUCUCAGAACUGGGUUGCGCUUUGCUCGACAGAUUGAGGCCGGUGCAGUCCAUAUAAACGCGCAAACUGUUCAUGAUGAGCCCUGUCUCCCGCAUGGAGGUGUUAAAGGAAGCGGAUACGGUCGAUUCAAUGGUGUAAGGGGCUUGGAUGAGUGGGUGAGGACAAAGAACAUUACAUUCAGGAAGUAA